CAACCACACACUCUUGAAGCUACAAUCUAUUUCUCUUAUCCUGUGACAUGUCGACAUAUUGUAGGACAUGUCCCCGGCGAAAGCCAUAAUAUACCCGUCAGAAGGCGACGGUGAUGAACAGGACGACAAGAGCAGUAACAUAAUUCGAGGAUCGAAACGGACGAAACCUUGUAACCGGAAAAGUCAAGCAGACGCCGCCAGCAAUCGCUCUCGCUCUCAUUCUCAUCACUCGCGCACUCAGGGUCGAGUAGGCGGACACGGCCACGGUAGCGAACUCAACCUCACCAACAUACCCGCGACUACCGCGACUACCGUGCCUGCCGCGACAUCAUCAUCAUCUUCUUCCUCUUCUCCAACUGCACCUUCCUCCGCCGUUGCUGGACUCGCGCCUUCCCAUGAAUCAUAUCCCCCAACCACGGCAAGACCGACAACAUCGACAAAUUCGAAACCCAGCAAAGUUUUUCAAUUCGUUGAUGCGAAUCCUUCGACCGAUGCCCAACGAUUUCAGAACAAGGUUUUGGUGAGGUCCAAUGCCUCAAACUAUCAUUGGCGACGCGCCAGGAAGUCUACUCACCCUCAUUCCGACGUCGAUGUCCCAGGGAAACUCGGUCAUGGUCAUGUCAAAGCUAAACUACCAUCUCCCUCGACCAAACGUCCAUCUACAAGUAACACUCAGAGCUCUGGAUGGCUUUCAAAUCUGAGUUCCUUGACUCAUAUCACGAGCGACGAAGAACAACAAGAUGACUUCCUCAACUCGUCCGAUCAUGCACUUCUCUUGCUUGACCCUAAUCGUCGCACCUCCGAAACCACUCCCUACCUACCCAGCUCUCAUAUUUCAGGACAUCACGACCCCUUCGAAAUGUAUCCUUCCGACCUUCCCAAGGAAUUCGUGAGUCCCGUGCUCGAUCAAUUGAUGGGCUUCAUGACAUUCAUCUUUCCUCCCCGCCCUGGUGCCAUCAUGAGCGAUUUGACCAAGAUCUGGAUGAAGGCUACCUUCAACGAUUGGGCUCUCUUCCACGGUUCCCUGUUCUGUCAACUCACCAGAAACAAAGCCUUUCUUGGUUAUACUGCAGAAACUUCGGAAUCAGUCCAAUGUUACACCGAAACCAUUCGCGGAGUACAUAGGAGAUUUCUCGAAAAUGGUCCCGCCAGUUUUUCCGAUGAAAAUAUCCUCUCUGUCUACUCCCUCGCCUACCAUGGUGUCCUCCGCUCGGUAUCUGCUGUCAAGGGUCCUAAUCAGGGUCCAUUAGAGGGUCUGGCCAUGUUGAAUGUUUAUGGUGGUCAAUUGGAGGCUGUUCAUGUCCAUCUCCAAGGAUUGGCCAAGAUGAUCAACCUCCGUGGGGGGAUUCACAAGAUUCAGUUCCCUGGACUGGCUCAAGCAAUUUCCUACGGCGACGUCAUCAUGGCAACUCAAGCCUUAACCAAACCUCUCCAUCCAUUUGUCUCGAUAAACCCCACUUUGAUACCACCCUUGCGAACCACACCACUUGAUCAUCCUCUCCGAGAACUAGGUCAAGCCUUCCUGUCUUUACCAACCUUUGAUAUCGACGUAAGCGGUUCCAAGCUCUUUGUCGUCCUUCGCUGGAUUACUCAACACACCCUUUCCAUCGAUGACUACGUCCACGGUCGUCCCGAGUCAUAUUCAACCCUUCAAAUGUCCCAGCAAAGAAGUUUUGUUCAGCAUGGUCUCAUGCUUUUAGCUCCGAGCGAAUCAGGCCACGAGAUGCUCAACCCACUCCAUCGCCUUUGCUGGAUGGCAACCGUGGUUUUCUGCUUGCUGGUGACUUAUCCAAUCCCCGCUAUUGCUGCACCGUUCCAUCGACUUGCUGCCGACAUUCGUUUGUGGUUGUCUCACCCACAGUCACGAGAAUUGUACCCUCAAGUGCCCUCUUUUAUUCUCUGGGUCAUGGUCAUGGGCGCCAUUGCUUCGAUCGGCUCCAACGAACGUCAAUGGUACCUCAAAGCCCUAGCUCAUAUGACCAAGGCCAUGGGCAUCAUGGAUUGGUUCAGCCUCAGAGAUAUCAUGACCACGUUCUUGUGGUAUGGAGAUACCAACGAUAUCGAUGGUCUCAAUUUGUGGCAGGAUGUUAGCCCCUUGAGACAGCUCACAGUCUCGCAUCGGACACGGCGAAGAUGACAUGUGUAAUUGUCGGAGUGAGUCAUGAGGUCGAGACCCAGUGUGUCAAUAGUCCAGGUCACGAGUCAUGGAUAUGAGCCCUCGAAUAUUAUGAAUUAAUGAUAUAUACC
Messenger RNA from Exophiala mesophila, 2247 nucleotides. RefSeq lists its product as uncharacterized. Lineage: Eukaryota; Fungi; Ascomycota; Eurotiomycetes; Chaetothyriales; Herpotrichiellaceae. Bases 68 to 2137 code for a protein of 689 amino acids. The record is from RefSeq and is a predicted model, not a curated record. The transcript has 3 exons.